This is a messenger RNA of Toxotes jaculatrix (banded archerfish), 2394 nucleotides long. RefSeq names its product carnitine palmitoyltransferase 2 (gene cpt2). The coding region runs from base 354 to 2381 and encodes 675 amino acids. Gene Ontology annotation, cellular component: mitochondrion. NCBI's taxonomy places the organism in Eukaryota, Metazoa, Chordata, Actinopteri, Toxotidae. The transcript has 5 exons. Gene Ontology annotation, molecular function: carnitine O-palmitoyltransferase activity. Gene Ontology annotation, biological process: fatty acid beta-oxidation. The record is from RefSeq and is a predicted model, not a curated record.
ACGUGACUACUAUUGCCGGUUACACUUCCUGUUGCUAAUUCAAUUCAUAAGUAGCUCGUUCUUUCUGCGUUUUCACCGGACUGUGAUUACACCUGGUCAGGGGAACGUUUUCUAUGUGAGUGCGCGGACGAAUCGUUGGUUUAACGCGCGCUAAUUGUAUUAGACUGCUUCGGAAGCUAAAGGGGUUAGCUAAGGUAAGCUAGCUAAUGUUAGUUGCUAACAUUGGCGAGCAGCAGUAUUAACCUGUGGUGACAGCUGUGACACGGACGUCUCUGAGCCCGUAGCUUCAGCUUCAGCUGUGUUUCACUGCAGUGGAACCCCAUCAGGUUUUCAGUUUGCUUAGAGCGAACAUUAUGGCCAAUCUGCUGUCAAUGCAAUGCGCUGCCUCUCUGAGCAGGUCCGGAGCUCUGGCUCCUCUGAGGAGGUCCGGAGCUCUGGCUCCUCUGAGGACUGCUGCUCUGAGCCACAAGCGAAACUACAGCAGCGAAAACGCGUCUUCAGACGAAUAUUUGCACCAAAGUGUGGUUCCGUCGAUGCACUAUCAGAAGAGUUUACCCAGGCUGCCCAUACCAAAACUGGAGGAUACUAUCAGGAGGUACUUAGCUGCCCAGAGACCUCUGCUGGACGAUGACCAGUUCAGGAAAACAGAGAAGCUUGCACAGGAUUUCCAAAGUGGUGUGGGGAAAACCCUGCAUGAGGAACUGGUAGGCCAGGAUAAAAACAAUAAGCACACAAGCUACAUCUCAGGACCAUGGUUUGACAUGUACCUCUCUGCACGAGACUCUGUGGUGCUGAACUUCAACCCCUUCAUGUCCUUCAAUCCUGACCCUAGGACAGAGUACAAUGAUCAGCUUGUACGGGCAACUAACAUGGUGUGUUCAGCAGUGCGCUUCAUGAAAACACUUCGAGCUGGAUUACUGGAGCCAGAGGUUUUCCAUCUAAACCCGGCAAAGAGUGACACAGACAGCUUCAAGAGGUUCAUCCGUUGGGUCCCGUCCUCUCUGUCUUGGUAUGGAGCAUACAUGGUGAAUGCUUAUCCCCUGGACAUGUCUCAGUACUUUCGCCUCUUCAACUCCACUCGGAUUCCAAAGCGUGGGCGAGAUGAGCUCUUCACUGAUGAGAAACGGAAACAUCUGCUCGUAAUGAGAAAAGGCAACAUGUAUGUGUUUGACGUUGUAGACAGGGAUGGGAACUUAGUGAAGCCUGCAGAGAUCCAGUCCCACCUGAAGCACAUUUUGUCUGACCCGACAGCAGCACCUGCCUUUCCUCUCGGGGUGCUGACCAGUGAGAACAGGGAUGUGUGGGCGGGGCUGAGGGACAAACUGGUAGCUGCUGGAAACGCAGAAGACUUACGGAUUGUUGACAGCUCUCUUUUCUGUCUCUGCCUGGAUGACGAGAGCAUGCGAGACCAUAUUCACACCUCGCACAACAUGCUUCACGGCGACGGAUGCAACCGGUGGUACGACAAGUCCUUCAGCAUCAUUCUCACCAAAGAUGGACAGGCAGCCAUUAAUUUUGAGCACUCCUGGGGCGACGGCGUAGCUGUGCUCCGCUUUCAGAAUGAGAUCUUCAAAGACACCACGGAGCAGCCGCUGGUGCACCCGGGCUCUGCUGCCGCUGCUGUGGAUUCAGCCUCCGCUGUGCGCAGGCUGCAGUUCAAACUGGACAACGAGCUGGAGAACGGCAUCAAGAAAGCAAAGGAGAACUUUGACUCAGCUGUGUCAAAACUCACCAUUGAUGCCAUGGAGUUCAAGAGGGGUGGGAAGGAACAGCUGAAGAAGAGCAAGUUGAGUCCAGAUGCUGUAGCCCAGCUGGCUUUUCAGAUGGGCUUCCUGAGGCAGUAUGGAGAGACAGUAGCCACGUAUGAGUCGUGCAGCACUGCAGCGUUCAAACAUGGCCGCACAGAGACAAUCCGACCAGCUACCAUACACACCAAACGAUGCUCACACGCUUUUGUCUGUCAGCCAGGACAACACAGUGUGGAGCAGCUGCGGGCCAUGCUCAACGAGUGCUCCAAAUACCACGGGCAGCUCACCAAGGAGGCAGCUAUGGGCCAAGGUUUUGACCGACACCUCUUUGCCCUUCGAUAUUUGGCCAACUCAAAGGGCCAAGACCUGCACGGCCUGUACACUGACUCCGCCUACGGCGCCAUCAACCACAACAUCCUCUCCACCAGCACCCUCACCAGUCCAGCUGUGAACCUCGGCGGCUUUGCCCCAGUGGUGCCUGAUGGGUUUGGCGUCGGCUACGGUGUCCACGACGACUGGAUCGGCUGUAAUGUGUCCAGCUACCCGGCUCGCAACGUCCACGAAUUCCUGCAGUGUGUCCAUAGGUCUUUAGAGGACAUUUUCACAGUCCUGGAGGGAAAACCACUCAGUUAAGAAACAAGCAUCU